CAAUAAUCGACGAUGGUGGCUAGUUGUUGUUGCCAGCAAAUUCCGCGUCCAAACUCAACUCCGCCUCGAUAUAAUGGAGUUGAACGUUCCUCCGCUGCGGUGUGAUUUAUGAAAAAGCGUUCUGCCACGUCAACAUUUGUAAUUGGCUGAUACAGAAUUUGUUACAGGAAAUAGACCUAAUCGGUCUUGGCUAGAAGGCAUACCGAUUUUGUUAAAGUGGCGUCAUAGUCCGGUCUGCUCCACUCGUAGCUUGAGUUGUCUCAGGAAUUUUGUAAUGACUCAUUUACAACGAUGGUGGUUAACACUGCUGGUCUUCAGUAUUUUACUAGCCUACAAGCGUUUGAAGACCAUCUAAACCAUUAUAAACAGAAGACAAGGACCACGUAUUGUAAACAAAAAAGAUACAGCGUCUGGACAGAAGGCUGAGUUCGAAUUGAAUCAAGAAGUGAUAUUAAUCUAGGUCGUUGCCUAGUAAAAUAGCUAGCUAACUCCGUUGACUAACGUUAGAUAUUGUAGCUAGCUAAGUAGACAUACGUAUGUGUUAAUCGAUUUUAGAUUAGCUAUAGAGAUGAAUUGCUAUUCUAACUUGUCAUUUGUUUAACACAGAGCUCGCAUCAUUAAAAAACUUGCAUUGGGAACUCAUAUGUUCCCUAUGAUGGAACUCCCUUCCUGGUGGUCGGUAGGAGAACCUACUGUGCGUAUGCCACCAUGGCAAAGAUAAACAUGCGAGUGAUAGUAAGAGGAAAACACAAAUGGUAAGAUAGCUAAUGUUUUACAAAGAGGCACAGUAAAGGUGAUUAUGAUUGACUGAUGUUGUGAGGAGGUGAUGUCAGUUAGGAAGGAAGACAGGUUGAGAAGGGUACGUGUUAGAAAGGGAAGAGAACCACAAGAUGCAGGACUCCUUGUUCCCCAAAUAUCCAAGAAAACAGAUGGAUACAGGGCUUUCUCCUACAGAGUUCCUCUUUUAUGUGAGAGAGUCAGACUUGGUUUCAGUCUUGUAAGUAACGUUACGUCACUAAGCCUUGGACAAAUAAUCCUUGUCUGAGCAUGAACGGCCCAUAUGGACAGAAGUAUAUCUCCUGUGUCUGUCACGUAAGGCAACUUGAUGUACAAGUAACCUGUUCCCCCUGGACAGGAUGCUAUUUCCCUAAUUCCUUUAUGCUGAGAGCCAAGCAGAGAAGCAUCAGGUCCCAUUGUGCUGGAUUGAUAAACCAUACAACUGACUCUAUUAUGGGGGAGUCCCUGGCUUGUUGCACUCAGUGGUGGCAUUGGACGGGGCCACAUUGUCUCUUGAUCCCCCUGUCCCAGUCUCUAGUGUUUAUGCUGCAAUAGUUUUUAUUUGCUUAGGGUCCAUGGUCAGCUUGUCUCAUCUGGUGUACUGUGUCUUAUCUGAUAUUCAUAAGUAUGCUCCCAGUAGCCCCCUUCUUUUGUCCUUCUCUACAUCUAAUAACUCCUGGACAUGCCUGACCCUACGCCUAUCUGGACAUGCCUGGCCCUACGCCUACCUGGACAUGCCUGACCCUACGCCUACCUGGACAUGCCUGACCCUACGCCUACCUGGACAUGCCUGGCCCUACGCCUACCUGGACAUGCCUGGCCCUACGCCUACCUGGACAUGCCUGACCCUACGCCUACCUGGACAUGCCUGACCCUACGCCUACCUGGACAUGCCUGGCCCUACGCCUACCUGGACAUGCCUGGCCCUACGCCUACCUGGACAUGCCUGACCCUACGCCUACCUGGACAUGCCUGACCCUACGCCUACCUGGACAUGCCUGGCCCCACGCCUACCUGGACAUGCCUGGCCCUACGCCUACCUGGACAUGCCUGACCCUACGCCUACCUGGACAUGCCUGGCCCUACGCCUACCUGGACAUGCCUGACCCUACGCCUACCUGGACAUGCCUGACCCUACGCCUACCUGGACAUGCCUGGCCCUACGCCUACCUGGACAUGCCUGACCCUACGCCUACCUGGACAUGCCUGACCCUACGCCUACCUGGACAUGCCUGGCCCUACGCCUACCUGGACAUGCCUGACCCUACGCCUACCUGGACAUGCCUGACCCUACGCCUACCUGGACAUGCCUGGCCCCACGCCUACCUGGACAUGCCUGACCCUACGCCUACCUGGACAUGCCUGGCCCCACGCCUACCUGGACAUGCCUGGCCCCACGCCUACCUGGACAUGCCUGACCCUACGCCUACCUGGACAUGCCUGACCCUACGCCUACCUGGACAUGCCUGGCCCUACGCCUACCUGGACAUGCCUGACCCUACGCCUACCUGGACAUGCCUGGCCCUACGCCUACCUGGACAUGCCUGGCCCUACGCCUACCUGGACAUGCCUGGCCCUACGCCUACCUGGACAUGCCUGGCCCUACGCCUACCUGGACAUGCCUGACCCUACGCCUACCUGGACAUGCCUGGCCCCACGCCUACCUGGACAUGCCUGACCCUACGCCUACCUGGACAUGCCUGGCCCUACGCCUACCUGGACAUGCCUGACCCUACGCCUACCUGGACAUGCCUGACCCUACGCCUACCUGGACAUGCCUGACCCUACGCCUACCUGGACAUGCCUGGCCCCACGCCUACCUGGACAUGCCUGACCCUACGCCUACCUGGACAUGCCUGACCCCACGCCUACCUGGACAUGCCUGGCCCUACGCCUACCUGGACAUGCCUGGCCCCACGCCUACCUGGACAUGCCUGACCCUACGCCUACCUGGACAUGCCUGGCCCUACGCCUACCUGGACAUGCCUGGCCCUACGCCUACCUGGACAUGCCUGACCCUACGCCUACCUGGACAUGCCUGGCCCUACGCCUACCUGGACAUGCCUGGCCCUACGCCUACCUGGACAUGCCUGACCCUACGCCUACCUGGACAUGCCUGACCCUACGCCUACCUGGACAUGCCUGGCCCUACGCCUACCUGGACAUGCCUGGCCCUACGGCUACCUGGACGUGCUGCUGAUCCUGGACUGUGGCCCUAGCUCCUCCCCUGGGUGUGUCUAGCCCUAGCUCCUCCCCCUCCACUGGGUCUGCCUACCCCUAAUGAGAUUGAGAUGAUUCCAGAAUACAAUCAUAAUGAAGAUUGUUUUCUGUGAUAUCUACGGUACAUUUAACACUUCCAUUCUACAAUAUCUUUCUCAACAUUGUCUUUUUGGUGUGGUUUGUCUCUCACAGAACAUGAGGCUGAGGAGAAAAAAAGUCACAAAAACCCAGACACUGGGAACAAGCCCUGCCACCUCCAGGCCCCUCCACAGUUCCACUCACAGCGGCACCACCAACUCCAAUGCCCCCUCACAGGGUUGGCCAGUUCUUGAGCUGGGAGAUGGAGGUCCUCGACACUUCUGGCUCUCCUUAAUGGAAACCCUGGUGGUCUUUCCUCCUUUGGCUGGUCUGAUGCAGAAUCCCCUGAUGGUCGACUUCUGUGUUACACCGCUCAAGUGUGUGGCUGGCCUCGGUCUCACCUGUACGCAGAGAGGAUGAUCUCUGGUCUGGGAAUGGAUCAGUUGCUUCCUCUGGCCAGGCAAGACUGUGGGCAAUGUUGUCCACUUCCAGAACCAACUGAGAAUGGCUCAGCUGUUGAUGGUUGAAUGAUGUUGAAGGGUUUGAUUUGAAGAUUAAACAGAACACAAUAACUUCAUUAUCUUCACAAACCAGCUCUACCAUCUCAGUACACAUGACUUUUCGUGUACAUAACCUUGUAUGUGUGCAAACUUGUGAUUACAAUGUUUUUGUCAUUAUUACAGAAUGUCAUGUAUAGGACCCUUAAAUGUUUUCAUUUCAAAUUGUUUUAACUGGAUAAGAAUGGAUGAUUGAAAAUAUGUGAUAAUUCAUUAUACAAUGACCAAAAGCAUUCCCACCGACCUCUGCGAGUCUGCUCUGUUGUGGAGCGUAGAGUGACUGUUGUGAUGCUGUCUUCACGGUGACAGCACAGGACAUAAAGUAGGACACGGGAAGUGAUUUCCAAUUGCUGAUGAUGGCAUUACCUCUGUCCCAUUUCUGAUCAAAUCAGCAUUAAGACAACUUUCAUACUAACAACAAUGAGAAGAGAGCACCAUCUGUCCUUCUCCACAAUUCACACUGUGUUUUAUUACCAAAUGAUAUUAGAUAAAGGUAAUCUCUAAUGAACUUCCGAAAAACUGUCCAUGACAGUUUGAAACCCACGAAUCCAUGAGACUCAUCAUUAAUGGUUGAACGUAAAAGACAUUUUAUAUAUUUCUGCCAUUUUUAGCUACAUUAGCUAUAUUUCUUAAAUAUUUAUUUUAAAUGUUUUCCUCUUUUUCCUUGUGCUGGCGAAUGCUGUAUAUAUGUAAAUGUUUCAGAGUGUAGCGUACUUACAACUUUAUUUCUAUGUGUUAUAUAAGUAUAACGUAGGAUGACCUCACCAGCGAGAUGACAACCAUUCAGUGCCAGACAAGCCUUGCUGUCUGGGAAGUCAUUUGAUUGACCUCAUGUGUGCCUCUGUACUGUACUCUGAGUUUGGAUUCAGUCUAUGUGCACACACACACGGUUACAGUAGCUGAUUGAUGAGGUUCUUGUUGAUGGGUGAGAAGAUAACAGGCAAUUCUGGCAUGUGUCCCGUGUUCUCAGUUCAACAAAGGAGACCAGACACAAACACAAGUGACUGGAAUGUUAGAGGAAGUGCAAUAGAUAGUGUUGAAACGUGAAGAUGACACUCGUGUGAAUGAUUGUCCCAUCUAGGUUUGUGAUGACAAGUGAAUUCUGUAUGGGAAUGUAAUGAUGCGCUUAUGGUUAUUGAGCUAAAUUAAGUUCUGCAUUGUC
This is a messenger RNA of Salmo salar (Atlantic salmon), 4794 nucleotides long. NCBI's taxonomy places the organism in Eukaryota, Metazoa, Chordata, Actinopteri, Salmoniformes, Salmonidae. The record is from RefSeq and is a predicted model, not a curated record.